Ilex paraguariensis (yerba mate) is the source of this 334-nucleotide messenger RNA. The record is from the annotation of a GenBank genome assembly. NCBI's taxonomy places the organism in Eukaryota, Viridiplantae, Streptophyta, Magnoliopsida, Aquifoliales, Aquifoliaceae.
UUUGGAAUUUAUACGGGAUGAAUUACACAAGGAAAGGUCAAAGGAACUGGAGGAUGAGGUGAAGAUUAUGAUUGGUGAUGAGGGUGUGAGACCAUUGACAUUGCUCCAAUUGAUAGACGACGUAGAACGAUUAGGCUUGGGCUACCGAUUUGACAAAGAUAUAACUGUAGCACUCAAUAGAAUAAUUGCAAUGGACGAGACUAAUGUGGGAGCGGAGAAGAACAUUCAUGUUACUGCUCUCAAAUUCAGGUUCCUCAGACAACACGAUUAUGACAUCUCUCAAGAUAUGUUUCAGAGUUACAAGGAUCACUACGAUGAUUUUGUAGAAGACUAG